Leguminivora glycinivorella is the source of this 5033-nucleotide messenger RNA. RefSeq lists its product as uncharacterized. Gene Ontology annotation, biological process: regulation of apoptotic process. NCBI's taxonomy places the organism in Eukaryota, Metazoa, Arthropoda, Insecta, Lepidoptera, Tortricidae. The coding region runs from base 151 to 4644 and encodes 1497 amino acids. The transcript is spliced from 25 exons. Gene Ontology annotation, molecular function: ADP binding; protein binding. The record is from RefSeq and is a predicted model, not a curated record.
UACACUUGUUUGUUUGUGUUGCUUAGUUUUUUUUAGUGCUGAAUUAAGCCCUUUCAUUAGAUGAUUACAGGAACGUUUGUUGUGAUGUGUUUUCAAGCUAAAUAAAUAAGUCCUGGAUUGCGGUUGCCAUCGCGGGAUGCCUCAAACACCAUGGACAAAAGAAACCGCUCCCUGCUGCAACUGCACCAGCACGAUAUCGUCCGGGAUUUGGACGUCACAUACAUUAUAGACAAGCUGUACCAGGAGAACGCCAUCACCAACGACGAUAUCGAGCAUAUUUCCAACUUGACAAACCGCGUCGACCGCACCCGCUACUUAAUCGACACGCUCCUCCAGAAUGGCAAUAACGCGUCCUACCAAGCCUUCGUAGAUAGUCUGUUCAAAGACCACAACUGGCUAUGGGAGAAACUCCAGCUAGAUCUUAAUGAGCCAAUGGUGAACGCCAGUUUUGAGGAUAGCCUUAGCAAAGGCGAUGUCCCGAGGUUACCGGAUCACUAUGUCCAGAGGGUUGCUGUGGAAAAUGAAGUGGUCACCAAGCUCCGAAGUCUCGCGCGACACAAAAUCCUGGCUCUCCACGGCAUGCCGGGCUCCGGAAAGACUUCCGUGGCCAUUGGCGCGCUGCGGUAUAAUCCCGACCUCAUAAACACUACUUUCAACGGAGCUGUGUUCUGGCUGAACUUCGGGAAUUGUAAAACUGAGGAUGAUAUACUUAGUUUACAGAACAAGUUAUACCGCAAAGCGUCGUCGUCAAUGUACGUGCACAACUCUUACAUGAAUUCCUCUAUCUCUAUGUCCAGCAUCGGGUCCAACGCAGACAGCCAAUCCUUGUCAAGCUAUGAAUGGACCUGGCAGGAACUAAGAGACAGACUCAAAGCCCAGUUCGCAGAAAACGUACUAAAAGACGCCUUACUAGUACUAGAUGAAGUCAGCGAGAAGAGAUAUCUGGAGGCGUUCGAUAUCGGGUGCAAGAUACUCAUCACUACGAGAGACACCGAUGUUGUGGAUAAUUUCCAAGCCCAGAUUAUAAAGAUCGGAAACAACUUUGAAGAGAAAGAAUCCCUGGAACUGUUCGCCUCCUGUUUAGACGUAGAUGUAAGCAUGCUGCCUCGUCAAGCCAAGAAACUACACGACAUCUGUAAAGGGAACCCCUUCUAUAUCGCCCUAUUGGGAGCUAUUUUAUCUGAAAAUAGGCAGAGUUUGAACCACGAUAACAGUCGGUGGACUUAUUAUGUGAAUAAGUUGCAGAAGAAGGAGUUUUUAUUUUUACCGCGCCACGAUAACCCCAUCAAAGUCUGCAUCAACGCCCUCGACUCGGCCACGCUCCCCCUCUUCAAAAAGCUCGCCAUCCUCCCCGACAACGCCAAGGUCACGGCCAAGGUCAUCGGCCGCCUCUGGGACAAAAACGACACAGAAGUCGAAACCAUCAUGAAACAACUCCGAAGAAAAUGCCUCAUCGUAGAAGACUAUAAUUACGAUGAACGAAUAUACGUCUACGAAAUACAUGACCUAAUCAUGAACUGCCUAAGGUCCUCCCUAAGCGAAGAUGAAAUGAAAAAAACUCACGCAGAGUUCCUAAAAAGAUACAAUUAUGAUAAUAUUAAUACUACACCGGUGGAUAUAAUCGAUGAUGGGUAUAUAGCGUUUUAUAUCGGUUAUCAUAUUUAUAAAACGAAGAAUUCCAAUAAUAAGUGGAGUUUGUUUCAUAAGUUGUUUUUGGAUCUGAAGUUUUUGGGGAACAAGGUGAAGUUGACGGGGCCGGCGGAUGUUAUAUUGGAUUUGCAGAAAUAUGAGGAACUGAUUGUUGAAGAUGACCUAGACAAAGACCUGCUGCUAGCCCUGAAGAUGUUCCUAGGCACCCACGGCAUAGAUCUCUACCGGUACCCGUGCACAGACUUGGCACAGAGCAUAUUGCAACACGAGACCAAAGGCAUACUUUAUAGUAAGGCGGCGGCAGUUGCACAACAAAAUACAGCUAAGAAUGAGCUUUACUUCGAGUUUCUGCACGAACAAAACGUAGAAGAGAUUAAACAUUCAACAAUAGACCUUAAGGAGGAGAACAUAAGAUGCGUCGGUUUUCUCGGUGACUACGUUCUAGUAGGCACCCUGUCUGGCUCUAUAAAGAUGUUCAACAUAUCAACGAACAACCUAACCAAAGAGCUCCCCGGUAACGGUUCCCCCAUCAAAUGGGUGGGAGCCUGCCCAGUGAAUCCACCUGUAGUCGCUGCGCUUGCUUUUGAUGGCGUUGUGACUGUGUGGUACGUCGAUGAUGUGGAGGCAGACACCGAUACUAUCGUCGAAGAAGACUCCGAAGAGCUAUACAACAACAACUACCCCGGGAACCUAAUAAUCACACCCAAAAUGGGCCCCUACAUCGGCUGCCGCUGGCUCAACGACUCCGAAAUCCUCAUCGUCCACACCGCCAAGAUUAUAGUCCUGUACGACCCGCAGGGCGCCCCGAGACACACAUACACGGACCUUGUGGAACGGGACAGGGAGCUGUUGUGCUGCGUGCCCAGUUAUGAUGACAGGUAUUUGAUAAUGGCGUUGGCCAAUAGCAACAAGAACUACGUGGAUGUAGUGGAUCUGAAGACGAAAGAAAAAGUUCUCUCACUAGAAGAGAAUGAUACCGUACUGGAUAUCAUUACUGUGCCAGGCACCCACCGAAUAAUAAUCUUAACACCUAGAGAAGUAAUAGAGCAUGAACUAGAACUGAACGGACACCAGAACAACUUCGGCAUCUGCCGCACUCGCUCCAUCAUCACAGGCGAUGCGGUGCGGGCCGAGCUAACAUUCUUAUCGUUGGCGGUCAACAAGACUGGCUCCCUGUUGUUCAUAUCCACCGAUGACAGUCGCAUCAUAUGCGUCGACCUUAACAACUUGGCGAGGAUUUUUGAUUUGGAGAAUCGGAGGGGUAACGUCAUGUCCAUGGCUGUAAGCGAAGUGUGGCACGACAUCCUGCCAGGUCCAGAUGUGCUGCUAACAGGGACGGGCACGAUAGAAAACUGCGCCAAAGUGUGGCAGCUCGACCCUUCUUAUGUGGCACAAAAUACUCAGAGGAAUGGGAAAGUGCGGCUGACGACAAAGUUCGACGUGAGUUUUGUCGAAGCUGUGUCGCCACAUACGCCGACGGGUAACGGCAGCCAUAGCGUCCAUGCCACGCCGAAAAGGAACAAGUCCUUCGCUUUACACUCUGAGGAGGAAAGAAAGAAGCCACCGCUCAAAGGCACCAUGAGCCUCGACCGCCACUCCAAGCCCUGCCUCGCACUCAAUCUCAAGGGAAUAUGCAACAACGACAGCGGAGCACAACCCCUGUUGGCCGUACUGGACGACAAGAACAACAUACAGAUAAUCCGUGGAACAAAAAUGCUCACAGAAAUAAUAACGAAGGCAGACGAAAGGAUAACCGCUCUAAAAAUCUCGCCUUGCAACCAGUACAUCAUCUACGGUCUACGAUCAGGAAGGGUGCAGAAGUACGCGCUGCGGACCAAAGAGACCAAAAUUAUACUAGAUGUGAAGAGCGCAGUUCAGUACCUGAACUUCGUGAACUCUACAUUAUUGGUGGCGGCCGGUAAGAACCGGUGCCUGAUGGCGUACCGGCUGACCACUGACGGUGCAUGGAUGCCCGAGAUGCUACAGAAGGGAAACAGUUAUUUGGGCUCGCAGGAGAUCUUGAACGAUAUGGAAGGAAUAAAAAAGAAAAACGGCCAACCCGACCGCCUAUCCAACUCAAGCAGCGAGAGCAGCCUCAGCUCCAAAGACCGCCAGUUCCCCGGCACGCGAGGCUGUCUCAGCGAGAGCACGCUAGUCGACUGUUUCUGGGUCACUAAAGGACUCCUAACAGUGGAGUAUAACGCCACUGUUAAACUAUGGGAUGAGCUACACUGGCGGGCUGAGGUGCUAAACGGAAGGCAGAAUGAUGUCCAAGUCAGUUGCGCGGUGUUCAGGAAGAAUGUGCUGGUUGUCUGUGAUGAUUAUAAUAAGAAGUUUCAGACGUUCGAACUGCGAGAGGGGAAACAAAUGGAACUGCACAAGAUCCAGGAGUAUAGACUGAACAACAAGAUUGUGUCGUGCGAUCUUACGUCCGACGGGCUUAUACUGGCUAUGGGCCUCGAUUCGGGCGAUGUUGUGCUAUGGAACGUGCAAGGCAAACGCCAACUCCGUCUCCUAAAACACCACAAAGCCAAAGUCCAGUGGUGCGCCUUCUCCCCCCUCCCCGAGCGCGUCUACCCCGCGCCGCACUCCCCCACCACCCCCACCGACGACAACCAACCGCCGCUGGUACUCGUCACCAUGGCAACCGAGAUCGUCUGGUGGAACAUCACAUAUGUUAUAAAUAAUAAACCACCGCCUAGGAAGAUAAAUGUAGUUACUCCGCUGGUUUUAAGUCCAAGAGAAAUUACUUCUGCGGUUGGAAAUAUGAAUAUUGGGUCGAGUAAUUUCUUCUUUGGGGGCGGGGGAGUGAAUUGUUGGAGAGAGAUUUGGAAGAAAAAGACGUAUAAAGAGGGCUCAAGAAGAAAAGACAUUCUAGCAUGUAUCAAGUUGUCGGGUAUGAACGCGAAAAAGCUGUGUUUCGACGAGAAGUUCUCUUGCUUCGUGACCGUGGACAACCCUGGCCACAUCCACAUUAUGAACGUUAUGUCGUAGCAACGAAACUGCCGCCUGCUAGCUAGGGCUGCCACUCGAUGUUAUGGGUGCAUUGGUAUGUGAAAUCAAAUGUUAUAUUUUAAUUUGGCCAGUUAAUUUAUCUAGCUAGGAAAAAUGCAAGUAGCUCUGUCAUUUACUUAUGAAUUCGCUGGCCAAGUUAUCAGGGGAACGCGAUAAAAGAUGUAGUCAAUAUUUUACAUUUUGCUGCCUAUAUGCGACAUUUAUUCUUAUCUUUUUUUUUCGUCGCUGGAUAAAUUCAUUUACAACGAUAUCCGCACAUGGAAAUAUUUUGAUAUUUUAAAAGCUUUUCUAGUGGUUUAGGUAGAUAAUAAUGUUUGAUAUGCGGAAAUAAACACAAAAAUGUACUCACGAGUAACAGAAAUGGCAGC